UUGUCGUCCUGGAAAGCCCGGCCCGUAACCGGUAUUUACAGCACUACCAUACCACAUUCUAGUACUGUUUGGCUUGUGCUAUGUGUUUGAAACUGUCAAGCCUGCCAUUCUUGAAAGGUUCCACUUCUCAGGGCUCACUCAAAAAAAUGGAAGCCCCUUCUCCUUCUCCCCAUGGCUCUGCAACUCCUGCUUUGCCCAAACACAGUGAUCUCUCCUCGGAGCAACUGAGCUUUCUAGACCAGCAUUUUCGAACUCCUAAAGAUCUUCCUCACAAAGCUCCUCUUCUCCUUUCGGCGCUUGGCCGCAACUGCUCCGAUUUGGACCGAGACCUCCUUCACCUCCAAACCAGCCUCACCAAGUCUUGCGUUUCCUGGAUUUCUCACUCUUUUGAAGCCAAAACUGCUGCCCACCGUCUCAAUCUUGAUCUUCAGAAUCUCAGUCUCCUCGCUUCACAACAUGGGAUUGGUUCGAAGAGACUUCAUAAAGUUUUGUUGAAAGAGCUGCCUCAACUCGCUGAGAAAGUGCUUCGAAUUGAGGCAAUCCGCAGUUAUUUUGGGACUACUCUAAAGUUAGAAGCUCUGGUUGGAGACCUAGAAGAUGCUGUUUUCUGUUUUAUGAAUUGCCAGACUAGCAUUAUGUUCUCAGCAAAGCUUUCAAAAUCCUCAUUGUCUACUGAGUUUGGAACAAAGCAUGAAAAGUUGCUUCAAGCCAUAAAAGCCAUGAAUGAUAUUGAAGACAAGUUGGUUGAUCUUGUGGUACUUCAACCUCGCUGGCAUCAUCUUUUAAAAUCUGUUGAUGCUAGGGUUGAUAAAAAUUUUGCCAUUCUUCGACCGCAAGUAUCAGCAGAUCAUCGGUCUCUUCUCAUUUCUCUUGGAUGGCCCCCAAAACUUUCAAUAUCUAAAGUUGAAGGUGGACACAUUUCAGACCUUCCAAACCCAUUAGUUAUCAUGCAAGGUGAAAAAGUAAAGACUUAUUCAAGUAGCUUCAUAAAUCUUUGUGCUUUACAAAAUUUUCAAAUGCGGAGGGAAAAACGGCAGAGUAAUAUUUUGGAACAAGAGAAAUGUAUCAUUCGACUUUGGGCCAUUGAUGAACUGGUAUUACCAAUUGCAUCACGAAUGGAGCACCACUUUUCACAGUGGGUUGAUCAGCCUGAAUUUAUGUUUGCUCUUGCAUACAAAAUAACUAUAGAUUUCAUUGCGGGAAUAGAUGAUGUGUUGCAACCUCUGAUAGAUAGAGCAAGACUGGUGAGUUGUAGUGCUAAAGAAGCUUGGGUUUCUGCAAUGGUACAAACACUUUCUAGGUUUUUGGAAACAAGAGUUUUCUCUUCUCUGGCUGACCAGUAUAAAGAUAAACAGAUCAAAGGUGAGGUUAUACCGUCAUGGCUUCAUCUAAUAGAUCUAAUUCUCACCUUCAAUAAACAAAUGCAAUCUCUUGUUAGUUUGGAAAUCUGUCACUUUUUGACAGAGUCAGAUAGAUUACAAGUGCUCUCAAGAGGUAUUUCUUUGCUGACAAUAUUUUGUGAUAGGCCUGAAUGGCUGAAGAUAUGGGCAAAAAUAGAAAUAAAAAAUGCCUACAAGAAACUUAAAGUAGAGUUGCAGGACGAUAAAAGUUGGAGUGUUGAUAGCAAACAUCAAGCUGGACUUCACUCCGAGGCAGAGUGUGAGCAUUAUCUACUCUCUACUAGAGAAGAUCACAAAGCUCCAUUGAUUGCAGAAUCUUCCCUAAAGAUUGCCUGGGAAAUGAUUGAGCGGUGCCAAGCCAUGCCGGCAGUUUUACCACGUAUACAAUUUAUUAGGUCAACUGCAGUAAGGUUUCUCUGGUACUUCUUCAAAGUAUUGCUUUUACGGUACAAAGGAACUGAAAUUGAUUCUGAGAACCUCGAUGAUGAUGCCUUGAGUAGAAGAUGUUUAUUAAUCAAUGCUGCUAGAUACAUUGAGUUUAGACUGCAACAGUGGAGUGACUCUGUUGAUUUUCUGGAGAUGAAAGUUGCUGAAAAUGAUUGCAAGAAUCGGAGAAAUGUUAAUCAUAGUUGCUUUUUUGAGGAAGAGAUUAAGAGCUUGUGUGAGCUUGAAACCAAUUGGUUGAUGGACAUCAUUGCUGUUAUUCUUCGUCAAUUUGAGAAUCUUUCAUGGGAUUAUGUCAAACAAGCCAAACAUCUCCAGCAGGAAAGUGAAGGAGGCUAUCUGCAAGUAUCAGUUGCAGCAAAUUUAGCCGUUUCAGUUGAUUUUGUUGACGCAUUGGACACUUUGAGGAGUCAUCUUCAUGCUUUGAAAAUGACUCUUAACCCCAAGGAUUUUUUAGAUUUGUGGAGAAGUCUUGCUGAGGGGCUGGAUCAUUUUAUUUUUUUCAGUAAUAUCUUUGCUGAGAUUCAGUUCUAUGCCAACAGGGUGAACCAGUUUGAGACAGAUAUUCAGGCUUUGUUUUCAGUUUUUAAAUCUUUUUGUGUUCGGCCAGAAGCGUUUUUUCCCAGUAUUAGAGGUGGUCUAAAUCUUUUAAAAGCGAACAAGGAAAGAGGUAAGAGGUAAGAGGUAAGCAAAUGCUUCUCUUCUCUUGGAAAUAAAUGAAUGAAAUGCUCCUCUAAGAAAGGGCAUGAGAUCUUUACGUCAUUUUUGGCUUAUCUCGAUGUUUAAUUUUUGGGUAAAUAGCACCUAGAUUUCAAUUUUGUAAAGUUGUAUCAUAUACGAAACACCAGUGCCUGGUGCGGCCCUUUUGGUUUAAAAUGAUUGGCUAAGAUGGAAAGGUUAUAGAAUUUUAAGUGAGGCUCGGAUGUAUAAUAACAGGACUCAUGUACUAUA
This is a messenger RNA of Humulus lupulus (European hop), 2795 nucleotides long. RefSeq names its product RINT1-like protein MAG2L. The transcript is spliced from 4 exons. The record is from RefSeq and is a predicted model, not a curated record. Gene Ontology annotation, cellular component: Dsl1/NZR complex. Lineage: Eukaryota; Viridiplantae; Streptophyta; Magnoliopsida; Rosales; Cannabaceae. Gene Ontology annotation, biological process: endoplasmic reticulum to Golgi vesicle-mediated transport; retrograde vesicle-mediated transport, Golgi to endoplasmic reticulum; regulation of ER to Golgi vesicle-mediated transport. The coding region runs from base 81 to 2525 and encodes 814 amino acids.